Messenger RNA from Orbicella faveolata, 1694 nucleotides. Its product is annotated as NHL repeat-containing protein 2-like. NCBI's taxonomy places the organism in Eukaryota, Metazoa, Cnidaria, Anthozoa, Scleractinia, Merulinidae. The record is from RefSeq and is a predicted model, not a curated record.
AUUUGGGGGGCAAACAAAGUGAAUUAUGGGCAAUUGGAAAAUAGAGAAUGACAACAGAGACAGCAACGUGAAGUCACGCAAUACAAGUCGCUCGAUGUAGCAACGUAACAGAGAUGGCGUUUUCAACACAGCUAGUAACGACGAUAGUUCUUCUUCACACCAGAGUUUUAGCACAAGAACCAGGUGUUGUAAGAACAGUAGCCGGUGGUGGAAAAGCUCAUGUAGGCGGCCAUAAAGACUGCGUGGAUUCCAAAACUACUGCAAUGGAUGGGAUAGGAAAUAACGCCAGGUUUAAUUACCCCUGGGGUAUCGAGUUUGACUCCCAAGAAAAUGUGCUUUACGUGGCUGACUGUGGCUGCCCAGAGACCGUCCACAGUAAUGACCGUAUAAGGAAAAUCGACGUAAUCACUGGUCGAGUGACGACUCUUGCAGGAAGUGCUCAAGGAUACAAAGAUGGAAUAGGAGAGAAUGCAAAGUUUCAUCACACGUCAGGAAUGGCCAUUGAUCAAGUGGAAAAAGUCUUAUAUGUGGCAGACAGUGGAAACGAUCGAAUAAGGAAAGUUGAUCUUAAAACAGCUGAAGUAACCACGUUUGCCGGCAGCGGGGAGCCUGGAUUCCAUGAUGACGUAGGAAUCAAAGCUAAGAUGACCAAUCCUCAACAUCUGGAAAUUGACAACAUGAAAAGGAGGUUGUUUCUCAGUGAUACGGAUAAUCAUGCAAUAAGGAUCAUUUCGUUGCCUGACGGGAAAGUGACAACACUGGCGGGUGGUAGCCAGGGACUGGUGGAUGGUAUUGGAAGAGAGGCUAGGUUUUACCAUCCAACAGGGAACUCACUCGACGUGUAUUCUGGGAUGUUAUAUGUGGCUGAUCAUUAUAACCAUGUUAUACGGACGGUGGACGUAAAUAGUGGCCAAGUAAAAACACUUGCUGGCGGUGGACGAGAAGGAUUCAAGGACGGUGUAGGAAAAGAAGCCCGGUUUAAUUAUCCCGAAGGACUAUACUUUGACACGGACCAUCAAAUCCUUUAUGUUGUUGAGUUUGAUAGCCACGCUGUAAGGAUUGUCACGCCAACAGGCGAAGUUAGAACGCUGGCUGGUGGUACAGAGGGCUACAGGGAUGGAGUCGGCAGGCAAGCUCAGUUUUUUCAUCCCACUGGACUGACUUUUGAUCAUAAAAGAAAAAUUGUCUAUGUUACAGACCAGUACAACCACAUGGUGCGGAGCAUUACUGGUGUUGGUUCAACACUUGUGAAUCCUAACAAAUCAGUUUUAUCCAGGACUCUAUUGAAGACAAGAAGCUCUCCCUAUUUAUUCGCUUGUUUCGUGUUUUCUGUUGCCUUUUUUGUCGUGGUUGCUUUAUGGUUUCGACGAAGUGCUCGAUAUUUACUGAGAACAAGACUUGUUUAAGGAUUACCCAAUUGAUGACAUUUAUCAAUUAUUUGCUCUAUUGCUCCAACUCAAUGCGACCAGCUUCCUGAGGAAUUUUGAAAUUCAGCAAUUCCUAAAACGUGUUUUGUAUACUACGUCAAUUAAUUGAGUUCUUAAAUAAUAUUCAUAGUUUUCUGUAUAACUUAAAUUUGAUUGUUUUGACUCUCGAUAAAGCGGACUCCACGUACUUCUCAUAUAACAUAAUUAUGUCAAGUUACAGUCUGCUGUUCAUUAUUUGUCAAAAUACACUUCAAAAGACUUCUGGAA